AUGGCCCUCAUAACUCCCCUUCCCUACCCUUUCGACCUAUCCUGCCCACUCCCAAAGUCCACCAAGCCGAUCAAUGCCCCUCAUUGGCCCUUUCCCGUCGCUGGACCUAGUACAUACUCUCAAGAACCGGUAGACCUGUUUGGUCUCGCCCCUCUGCAUGCUUUUGCACAAGACAUCGCCCGAAUACCUCCCCAUGCCAUAGCAGAUGCUCUGAGCCCUCUUAUGAUCUCUCUCCCGUCUAUCGAGAGCCGACAUCGUAAUACCAUACUGCCCGAGAUCUCCACCAGUACAUCUGCGGAUCAGACGCGCAAGGAUUUGACGGUGGAAGAGCUGGCGGUGAUCCGAGCUGGGAUGGCGUUCAGGCUGGAGUGCAGGGCUAUUGCAGACAGUGGAGAGAUGCCUGCUCAGAAGACUGUCGCCGAUCAGCUCGAAAAGCGAGAGUAUGUCAUCUCUACAUUCGCAAGCAUCGAGCUAACCACUAUCAGGACUUUGAUACAACUCAUGAUACUCUUGUCGUACACUCAGCAUACCCCUCGUCCGUUGUCUCCACCACUGGUAGAAGGCAAAUUAAAGAAACGCAAACGUUCCCGCACGUCCAACGUUUCACCAACCUCUUCGCCCGAUACAGCCACAGACUUGUUGCUCGAUCGGAUAAGCAUCUGGCAAGCUCUCUCAGGUCUGGACCUUGACUUGGAUUUGGACAACCUCACUGGGAUGUCUGGAAAUGCUUCGGGUGGUGGUGCAAAGUCUGUAAAGGGGAAGGAGAAGGAAGAGAAUGGUUUGGAGUUGAUGUUGAGGGCGUUUUGGGAUGAUGUCCUUGUGCCAUUCUAUCUGAAAUCCCACCCUGCCAUCUUGCAAUCCUAUCACGAAAAGACAUUCGGUACCCCCGCUCCCGCUACCCUCUUCCCUCCAAAGACCAGCUCUGCUGAAGUCGCAUCCGGCGGCGGCGCAAAGUCCCGCAAACCAAAACUCACCCGCGCCCUCGGCUCCGCAGACGGUCAAGUCUACCCCUCAUCCACCUCCAGCUCCCUCUCCCGUGCUCCUUCCGCGCUCCUCCCGCCGGCGCCGGUGCAGGAUACAGAAAGAGGUCGGCCCGAGAAGAGAGAGCGACAGCCCGCGGCGGGGUCGAGGGCGCCCUCGAGGACGGGGUCGGAAGUGUCUGUGGGGUCUGAGAGGAGUUUUGUGAGGACGUUUUCGAGGACGGAGUCUCAGAGUCAGAGUCAAGGGCAGGGGCAGUUCCGUCGUUCGCGGUCUGUCUCAAUUGACCCGUCUGUGCCGCUCCCCGUGGCCUCUUCUAGUACGAUCGGCGGCUUGGGCAAGAAGCCGCUGGCCAGGACGGCGAGCGGAAAGGGGAAGGAGAUGAUGAACAUCCAAGGGCGCCAAGUCGGCUUACGGCGAGCAGGAAGUAAGAAGCUCGCACCUUCUGCUCCUCCUGGUGAUGCUUCGGCCCCAGCGGCGGACAGCCAAGGCCGCGAGUCACAAUCCCAGCUGGGCCAAAGAGGCCUCAUGGGCCGCAAAACAUCCUCUUCUUCCAACCCUUUCCGACCAAAACACUUUUUAUCAUCUACUUCCUCCUCUUCCCUCUCUUUCGCAGCGCAGCAAGAGGCAGAUACGCUCAUCAUGGCGACACCUUCGAAACCCAAACAUCAAUCCCAGACAUUCGCUUGGCACCCUACGCCCAUCCAAGAAGAGCCCACGUCUUUAGACAGGGAUAGAGACAGGGAUGGGCAGAGGAGUGUGAGGAAAGAGUUUGUAGCGGAGACGCCAGUUGUUGGAGGGGGUAGGAUGAGGGGGGAGUGGGCGUAUGGGAGUUUGGGGGAGGGGGUUCUUGAGGAGGAGGUGUCGGGGGAGGGGUUGGGGGGGUUGAUGGUUAUGACUGAUGAGGAGGAUAUGGGUGAGGGGACGGGGGAGGGGACGGGGGAGGUGGGGGGUGGGAGGGCGAGGGCGAUGUUUGUGCCCGAGACGCCUGUAAAGUGA
This is a messenger RNA of Cryptococcus wingfieldii CBS 7118, 1977 nucleotides long. RefSeq lists its product as hypothetical. Lineage: Eukaryota; Fungi; Basidiomycota; Tremellomycetes; Tremellales; Cryptococcaceae. The coding region runs from base 1 to 1977 and encodes 658 amino acids. The transcript is spliced from 4 exons. The record is from RefSeq and is a predicted model, not a curated record.